This is a messenger RNA of Dendronephthya gigantea, 2463 nucleotides long. Its product is annotated as protein disulfide-isomerase A4-like. Gene Ontology annotation, biological process: response to endoplasmic reticulum stress; protein folding. Gene Ontology annotation, cellular component: cell surface; endoplasmic reticulum. Bases 216 to 2186 code for a protein of 656 amino acids. Gene Ontology annotation, molecular function: protein disulfide isomerase activity. NCBI's taxonomy places the organism in Eukaryota, Metazoa, Cnidaria, Anthozoa, Malacalcyonacea, Nephtheidae. The record is from RefSeq and is a predicted model, not a curated record. The transcript is spliced from 8 exons.
CGAACUUGGCAACACUGAUGGCGUGUAAGAUUCAUUAAUAAGAUCCCAUAAGAUCCUAUAUCGUAACGUUACGUAAUUGUUUGCUGGGCAGCCGUCCUAUUGGUAGACGAAGAGCACUUGUCUCGAUUUGAUUGGCUACAUAAACCUCCAUUUAUUCAAUCUGAAACGUGUUGUAAGUUUCUAUUCAUUGUUUGGAGCAACAUCACCAAGAAGAAAUGGCCCGUAAAAUUCGUAUUAGUCUCUGUCUCGUAAUUUUACUCAUUGCUUGUUGGAUAAAUGCAGAAGAUAUGAACGAAGCUGUGGUUGAUGAAACGAGCAAGGAAAAAACGGAGGAAGUGGGGAUAACUGACGAUGACAAGCCUGCAAGCGGUGAAUACACUGCAACAACAAGUCCAAGUGAUACUAGCGAUGCAAUUUUAAACCAGGACGAGAAAAGUGUAGUGACGUUAACAAAAGAUAAUUUUGACGAUUUCAUCAAAGACACAGCAACAGUUCUCGUGGAAUUUUAUGCACCCUGGUGUGGCCAUUGUAAAAACCUUGCACCCAUAUAUGAGAAAGCAGCAAAAGUGUUGAAAGGAAAUGAUCCCCCUGUUUUUCUGGGUGCUGUUGAUGCUACAGUAGAAACUGAUCUGGCAUCAAGGUUUGAUAUCUCUGGUUAUCCAACUUUAAAAUUCUUCAAGAAGGGAGUUGCAAUUGAUUAUGAUGGUCCUCGAGAUGAAGAUGGUAUUGUUGAAUAUAUGAAGGAAAGAGCUGAUUCUGAAUGGAAGCCUCCACCUCAAGCUGUUAUUACACUCGGCAAAGACAAUUUCACCAACUUUGUUAAUAAAGAACCUUUAAUGUUGGUUGAAUUUUAUGCACCAUGGUGUGGCCAUUGCAAAAAACUUGCCCCGGAAUACGAAAAAGCUGCAAAAUCUCUUAAAGAAAAUGAUCCACCAAUCCCAUUGGCUAAAGUUGAUGCAACUAUUGAAUCAGAUUUAGCUUCACAAUUCAAAGUAACCGGCUACCCAACAUUGAAAAUAUUUAGAAGAGGCAAACCUUCCGAGUAUAAAGGGGAACGGAACGAAUAUGGUAUAAUUGAUUACAUGCAAAAUCAAGUUGGUCCAAGUUCUAAACUCUUGCAUUCAAAGAAAGCUGUAGUGGACUUCGUUAAAGAAUGGGAUGAUGUCGUUAUCAUGGGUUUUUUUGAAAAUGAAAACGAUGAAAUGUUAAAUCAAUAUCUGGAGGCAAACAAUGAUAUUCGCGAUGACUACAGAUUUGGUCAUACUUUUGAUCUACACUCAAGGGAAUUAUUUGGGUUUGAAAAGAAUACAAUUGCAUUAAUUCAGCCCGAAAAAUUUAGAUCCAAAUACGAAGAUAAAUACAUCGCCUUUAAGGGCGAUGCGUCAAAACGGGAAGAUCUUCAGAAGUUUUAUCAAGACAAUGCCGUGCCGUUGGUUGGUCAAAUGACUAAUCAAAAUGAGGAAAAGCGAUACAAAAGUCGUCCGUUGGUUAUUGUGUAUUAUGCGAUUGAUUUUAGUUUCGAUCACAGAGAAGGUACGCAAUACUGGAGAAACAAAGUGGUUGAGGUUGCUAACGAUUAUCGUGAAUUUAAAUUCGCCAUCGCUGACGAAGAAGAUUAUUCAAAUCGUUUAAAAGACUUUGGUUUGGAUGAUUCGGGGGAGGACGUGAAUGUCGCGUUGUUGGACAAGAAUGAAGGAAAAUAUAAAAUGGAUGACGAGUUUACCGAGGAAUCACUCAGGGAUUUUUUAGAUGCUUACAAGAAUGGUGAACUAAAACCUGAGAUAAAAUCCCAACCUGUUCCCAAAGGAAAAUCUGGUCCUGUUCAAGUGGUUGUGGGCAGUAAUUUCGAGAACAUUGUACUGGACGAAACAAAAGAUGUUUUAAUCGAGCUUUAUGCUCCUUGGUGUGGCCACUGCAAAGCACUAGAGCCCACCUAUAAGAAACUUGCUCAGAAAUACAAGGAUGAGCCGAACCUUGUUAUUGCAAAAUUAGAUGCCACCGCAAAUGAUGUUCCAGUUGAAUACAAGGCCAGUGGAUUUCCUACGAUAUAUUUAGCACCGAAAGGAAAGAAAACGAAGCCAGAGAAAUAUGAAGGUGCACGAGAAUUGAGUGAUUUUGUUAAGUUUUUGGAAGAGAAAUCAACAGCUCUCUCUAAAGGCAAAGCUAAGGGUAAAGAUGAAUUGUAGUCAUUAAAUAAUGGUUAUUGUUCUUGGCAAUGCAAGGCGCUGUGCUUUAAUAUUUGAUUUAGAUUGUAUGAUCUCGUAAUUAUUGUGUAAAUAUAUUCCAUUGUUUUCGAGAAAUUCAAAUUAUUUACAAAAGAAUCCACUAAACCGUCUCUAUAAUCAGCUCCAGUCUUGUUUGCAUGUCAACCAAGCUGCACAAUUUUAGUUAGUUAUUAUGAUUUAUUGGACUAUUUUGUGAUUUAUUGCACGAAUUUAUUAAAUGCCCAGAACUACUGCGCAA